AUGGAAUCGUUAAGAAAAAGGAAAAAAAUGGAAAGGUCUCUUGCGGCAAGCAGCCAGUGUAGAAGUUGGUGAACAAACCCACGUUGAACCAUUCUAUACCGCUCAUAGAAAAUUUAGAAUUUAUUUGUUUAGAAAAUAAAAUUAUAAAUUUUGACAAACCAAUGUAUGUAUAAUUACGUAUUUAACUUUAUCCAUAUUUUAUAUAUUAAUAAAUUAAUUGAUACAGAAUUUGCGAUGCUAGAGGUUAGUAAAACGCUAAUGUGCAAGUAUCAUUAUGAUACUAUGAAGUUAUUUCAUUGAUAUUAUUAAAUUUGUAUACCGACACAGGUAAAUUAAUAUUAGUAAAUUUUCUUUUUUGUAUUAAAUGAUUUAUUUUAAUUUAGAUUCGUUGGUAUGUAAUGUGUCGACGAAAGAUUUAUAUGACGACUUGCUGGCCAAACCGAGGCUGUUGGAGUACAUGGAUUCUUGUUAUGUUUCGGAAAGAAAAAAGUUUCCCAGUCUGUUUUCCGACGAGACAGACGGCCGAACGAUGACGGAGUUUGUAGCACUGCGGGCUAAAUCCUAUACGUAUAAAUUAGGCGAACAGGAAAAAAUCAAGGCGAAGGGUAUAAGAGGAUAUUUGAUUAAAAAUCACAUGUCAUUUAAUGACCAUGUUUAA
This is a messenger RNA of Cinara cedri, 658 nucleotides long. NCBI's taxonomy places the organism in Eukaryota, Metazoa, Arthropoda, Insecta, Hemiptera, Aphididae. The record is from the annotation of a GenBank genome assembly.